Molecule: messenger RNA, 600 nt
Organism: Rhinocladiella mackenziei CBS 650.93
Lineage: Eukaryota; Fungi; Ascomycota; Eurotiomycetes; Chaetothyriales; Herpotrichiellaceae
Exons: 2
Coding region: 1-600 (199 amino acids)
Biological process (GO): DNA repair; telomere maintenance
Molecular function (GO): DNA helicase activity
Source: RefSeq, a predicted model, not a curated record
AUGUUGAAGUCGGAUCUAUCGGUGGUAACGCUGCAAUCGCUACAAGCAUCCUUUGUGAGCUGUCGGUUUCUGAUUAUGGAUGAAAAGUCGAUGAUUGAUCUCAAGAGGCUCUCUUUCAUUGACGGUCGACUACAGGCCAUCUUUCCAGGCGCUUCCGACACCCUCUUCGGGGGGUUAAAUGUCUUAUUAUGUGGAGACUUCUUCCAACUUCCGCCCGUGGGAGGGAAGUCACUCUUCUCUCGGUCCCCGACACAAGUCGACACCGUCAAGGGCCACCAACUCUACCAGGCAUUCAAUCGUGAGUUACGAAUCUCCCAGUUAUCCAAGGAGAGCUGGGAACUCUUACGAACGCGGAUUGCAAAUGGCCUGUCCCCCACGGAGGUGGCCACUUUUGACUCGGCUCUACGCCUAUACUUUACCAAUUCGGAGGUGAAAGAGAUGAAUGGUAAGAAACUGUCCGGUAUCGGUCAGCCUGUGAAGAAAGUUCUAGCCUGGCAUAAGGGCCGAAAUGCGGCCAAGGCAUCGGAGGAGACCGACAACCUCUGCCCGGAAAUCAAGGUCUGUAUUCAGGCCCGCGUGAUGCUCACGACGAAUCUCUAG